Pieris napi is the source of this 4553-nucleotide messenger RNA. Its product is annotated as serine/threonine-protein phosphatase 2A 56 kDa regulatory subunit gamma isoform-like. Gene Ontology annotation, cellular component: protein phosphatase type 2A complex; nucleus; cytosol. Bases 240 to 1931 code for a protein of 563 amino acids. NCBI's taxonomy places the organism in Eukaryota, Metazoa, Arthropoda, Insecta, Lepidoptera, Pieridae. The record is from RefSeq and is a predicted model, not a curated record. The transcript has 11 exons. Gene Ontology annotation, molecular function: protein phosphatase activator activity. Gene Ontology annotation, biological process: protein dephosphorylation; signal transduction.
GAUUCGUUCGCUGUGAUGUGAACGUCAAACGCGCAUUUUGUUUACUUUCUAAGUUUCUAUUUAUGUGAUUUGUAUUUUCGAGAGAGUUGUGAUGUUAGUCGCACUAUCUGUGUCUUAUCAUGUACCGAAAAAAUUUAUUUGGGAAUGGAUUUAAUUAUAUGUGACAGUUUUGCGCUGAUGUUACGCGUGUGAAGUGUUUUGUGGACAAGUGUUAUUUGAGGGUAUAAGCUGUGUUUAAAAUGCUGGCCUCCGCAGCUUCAGCUAAUAUUACAAGGAAUUCCUUGUCGACAAUGUUCCAAGCGCGUCGCUCCGUUGAUCGACCUCUGGUUAUGAGUCACCCAGAGAAGCAAUCACUCGCAAACCGUCCACCACCUCCAGCCACUAUAGUCCCACGCGCGGCUGAUGGUCCAAUUCCUCCAGGUUGGAAUGGCCAGCCCAAACGACAUGGCUCCAGUAGGUUCAACGUUCAAAAUAAUAAGGAACAGGAAUUAGUGAAAUUACCUUCUAUUAGAGAUGCCCCAGCAGCGGAGCGUGAACAGUUGUUCGUGCAGAAGAUUCGGCAAUGCUGUCUAUUGUUCGACUUUGCAGACGAGCCUCUGUCGGACCUCAAAUGGAAGGAGGUCAAGCGGGGUGCGCUGCUGGAAAUGGUGGAGUACAUCACCUCACAGCGUGACGUCAUCACAGAGGCUAUAUACCCAGAGGCUGUUAAUAUGUUCGCAGUCAACUUGUUCCGAACAUUGCCGCCCUCAUCAAACCCAAAUGGUGCGGAAUUUGACCCUGAAGAAGACGAGCCGACCCUGGAGGCGGCGUGGCCCCAUUUGCAACUGGUUUACGAGCUGUUCCUUCGACUACUUGAGUCGCCAGACUUCCAGCCAAAUAUAGCCAAGAAAUAUAUUGACCAAAAGUUCGUUUUGCAGCUCCUCGAACUAUUCGACACAGAGGACCCAAGAGAGCGGGACUUUCUCAAGACUACCCUACAUAGGAUAUACGGAAAAUUUCUAGUUCUUCGUGCCUAUAUAAGGAAACAGAUCAACAAUGUUUUCUAUAGGUUUAUAUAUGAAACGGAACAUCAUAACGGCAUUGCUGAGUUAUUAGAAAUACUUGGAUCAAUUAUAAACGGCUUCGCGUUGCCUCUCAAAGAAGAACAUAAACAAUUUUUGCUUAGGGUAUUACUCCCACUGCACAAGGCAAAAUCUCUAUCAGUCUACCACCCACAGCUGGCCUACUGCGUGGUGCAGUUCCUUGAGAAAGAUCCGUCACUCACCCAGCCCGUUGUUCGGGCAUUACUUAAAUACUGGCCGAAGACACAUUCACCAAAGGAGGUGAUGUUCUUAAAUGAGAUGGAAGAAAUCCUAGACGUGAUAGAACCAGCCGAGUUCCAGAAAAUAAUGGACCCGCUGUUCCGUCAAUUGGCCAAGUGCGUUUCCAGCCCACAUUUUCAGGUCGCAGAACGCGCACUAUACUACUGGAACAAUGAGUACAUAAUGUCUCUAAUAUCGGACAACGCGACUCACAUACUGCCAAUAAUGUUCCCGUCGCUGUACUGCAAUACUAAGUCUCAUUGGAACAAGACAAUCCACGGCCUGGUCUACAACGCCCUUAAGCUCUUCAUGGAGAUGAACCAAAAACUCUUUGAUGAAUGCACGCAACAAUUCAAGCAGGAGAAAGAGAAGGAGACAGAACGUCUUCAGCAGCGUGAAGAACUAUGGCAGCGGUUGGAGGCUGUCGCAGCGGCUAACCCCGCCUGUCGACAGCUUGACUCUGAACCACUCACGCCUGAUGCUGAGAUCCGAAAGAAUCACAACGCGACCAAGCCACUCCUGCGCAAGAAAUCUGACCUGCCACCUGACGCCUCCACUGUGAAGGCUCUCAUUGAACACAAGCGACCAGACCCAUAUCUCACGACCCCACCGGACGCGGACAAGUGUUAGCGGACUAUGCCCCACGGGGGCCUGUGCCCCGACCGGGAAUAAGUGCAAGCCGAGUAAGUGACCCCAAAAACAUUCCCGAAUGUGAAAUUUCAACUUUAUCUGGACUAUGGUGCCAACGGCCUUUAAGUGAAGUGAAAUCGGUACGAAUUCUAUUAGAUCAAAGAUUACGAUAAACUUCAUACUAGAAUUUGGCGCUUUUUGUAUUCUUCAUGACAUAAUGUCACUCAUACUAAAAUUUCAUAUUGUUAAAAAAUAAUUAACAGUUUAUUCGAAUAGCUAAAUUCAUUGGGACCAUGAAGUUAGCGCCGAUCCAAAAUGAUCGCGAAAUUAGCCACAAUCCCAUAAAUACAUUGAAUUUAGCCGCUUAUCUAAACACUCUCAUAAAGUUAGUAACAAAUUAAUAAUGAAGUUAGCACAAGUGUCUUUCUAAUCCACAAUUUUGUUAAUUCUUAAUAGUCAUACAGCGCUUAUUCACAUUGGUUAUGAAGUUUGCCGCGUAUUAUUUUCGGCGUCACGAACUACACGGAUAAGACAAUAAAUACAAAAGGACAAUUAUUAAAAGAGUAUUUAUUCAUUGCUAAAUGUUUACGAUAUCUUAUCUAGCCUUAUCAUUUAUUUUAGAUCAUAACAUAACAGAAAUUGCGAGAAUUGGUGAUUAAGACAAAGAUAUUUUAUAAAGACGAUAAUCAAAAUUAAUUUGUAUAUCACAUGAAACAGCGCAAUAAUUCUAUCCGCCGAUUGCCAUUUGAUCUUCGCACUAAUUACCUCCUAAUCUAUCUCACAUUCGACUCAGAUAUAGUGUGACUUGUAUAUCAAAAAGUAUUUGAUAUACGGUUUGGUUCGCGCAAGUGAACUCCGAAUCUUUCUUCGUAAGUUAGUAUGAACGGAGAGAUGCGAUUUGAAAAGUCAAAUAAUGUGAGAGAUUAAUUUUAACAUGUAGAAGAAUAUAAAAUUAUUUAUAUGAGUUCAUACUCUAUUUUUAAAUACACAAUAGAUUUCACUAAGAGUUAGAAAAUAAGUGUGUAAAAUUUGACAUAAUUCACAAAUAAGUAACCUAAUUUCGUACUAAAACCACAGCUUACGAUAGCAAAUAUAUGAACAUAAUUUUAUAAUGUAAUUUCAGACUAAAAAAUUUGUACUUUGAUGGUGUUUUUUUGGUUACAGCAAAACAUAUUGCAACAAAAGCAUUUAACUUUUUUCAUAACACUAAAAUAGUGCCAAUAUUAGAUUUCAUCAUGGAAGUCGCAGAAACAAAAGGGCUACUAAAAAUGAUUUAAAUUUCUAAUGUUGUAGACAGUGCAGGUUUCAGCAGAACCCAGAUUAAUUAUCCAAAUAUAACUUAAAUAAAAAUAAUAAUUGUUAGCACUGUACAGCGGCACUGCAAACUCAUUGUUAAAUGAAUACUAGAAUAUUUUUAGUUGUACCGAAUUGCAAAUGGAGAUAGUGUUUAGUUAAAUUAUAAACCUCACGAUAGAAUUACAUAGUUAAACCUAAUCAUAGUUAUAUGUUUCUUGUUGUAGGUAAAUUUAUUGCCCUUGUCUAUUGACAUUUUAAAACCAUUCUUUACCUCAUUGACACUAAGUUUUCAUUUCUUGCCAUAACAAAAAUGAAUGCAGACAUGUGUCAGCUCCGAUGUUAAAUAUAUUCCUAAUAAAUUUCACAUUUUCCAUUAAUUUUAAAGUGUCAAUAUAUAAAGGUCUACUUGAUGUUAUCAAUGACUCAUAACUCGAUAAAGGUAACGCCUCAUAGUUUCAAAACAUCUUAGAGAUUGUUGUCUAAACCGUUACCAUGGUUACCAUUUUUUACGCGUAACCAUGAUAACUAACACUCUAUAGUCCAUCUUUUACAAUAAAUAACUUAGCAAAUGGCGUAAAGAUAAUCGACUUCUAUCUCUUCACGUGUUGAGUAUCUAUUUUUGAAAUUGCAUUUAUCGAAUUAAAGUUAUUGUUAUAUAAUGUUAACAGUUUAUAUUCGUGCUGCAUAUUGUGCGAAAUUCUGAGUCUGAUUUUGUGUAAGAUGUAUUUAUUUCUACACACACGUAUGACUGUUUAGAAUGAACUAUUCAUUUAGCUUGACUGUAAGUUUUGUAACGCUUUAAUAUUAGUUAGGUAUAUCAAAUUGUCCAAUAUUAUUUAUUUCUAGGCACUUUUCCGAUCGCCAUUUGUUUAAUUAUGUAUGAAUUUUUUCUUCUAUUGGUAUAUGUUCGGUAUUUCAUUAUUAUUUAUCUUUCUAGUAAAAAAAAAUAUUGUAAUAAUUCACGGCACCGAAUCCAGUAAAUAAUUGUUAUCCGUAAUUUUACCUGUAAGUUAAGUUUACCGCACGACUGUACGUGCCGAGUAGUUAAGGUCUAGCAGUAUUCACGCUUCAGGAAGCGAUUUAUUGCAAGUUUUGUAUGACUUAGUAUAAGUUUGCGUGUACAGUCGCGCGGUACUGUGUGUAUAAAGAUCUCGGAGUGCGAAUGAAUGGACUGAGUACACGAUAGCGAAUAAUUUGCGACGCUAUUUAACAAAUUUUUGUAUAAAUAUUUAUAACGAUAAUGUAACUGUUGAAAACAAAUAUUGUAACAAAUGACAUAUUAUAAGGUGCUUAUGAUUAUCGUUAUAAUACAAAGUUGUGCAUAUA